AUGGAAUCCGGGCAGGUGCAUGAUGAGCGUCUGGCCUCAUUACAAGAUCGAGUUCAGCAGCUCGAGGAGGGCCUUCAACGAACGCAUGACGAAGUUGAGGCUUGCUCUGUGCUGGUGCUGUCCUUCGACCGCGGUGGAGUCUCCACUCCGAGAGGUCGAAGCGACGGGCCAACUGAGGAGACGGGUCGUCUCAAGGCUCGCCUAGAAGUCUUGGAGGAGGCUUGGGCCUUGCGGAGUACGACAUUGGCGCAGCAUUCUCAGGACUCUCUGGCGAGAGUGGAAGACGAGGUGCAGCAGCUGUGGAGGGAGUUGUCCAAAGGCGAGCCUCAAAAGCAGCAGCGGGAAAGCAAGGCAGAAGCUGACUGCUUGAGCGAGCGAGUUGAGAAGCUGCAGCUGGAGGUGGCAGAUUUGCAGAUCCUGAAAGUCGAGGAUGUUGAUAGCCUCGUCCGGAAAUUCACCGAAGAGGUUGACAAGUCCGUGCAGCUUCAGGCAAGCCGGUGUUCUCGACUGGAGGAGGAUCUUGCUGUGGUCAAAGCAGCUGAAAGCACAACAGAGGCAGAUCGGCAAAGAUGUGUCCAGCUCGAAAAAAUGGUCGAUGCGUUGGUACAGCAGCGUCGCCAAGAUUUGCAGCAAUCGCAGGAAAACUUACGUGAAAUUGAUGCUAGGUUUCAUGACCUGGAUCAGAAGGAGAAGCAGGAGAAAAGCUGGCGAAAGGAAGCAGAGGCAAUUCGACAAGAAGUUCAGGAUUUACGGUCGACACACAUUCCGUCGCUUUUUCAACAGCACAUGAAGGCUAUGAAAGCAAUGCAAGAAGGGCUGACUGCCGUCCGUAGUGAGGUGAAGAAGCUUGGUGAAAUCCUGGAAGCCGUCCAGGCAACCCAGAAUGGCCCUGGCAGAGAGGAGCAGUCUGAGAAGGCAAGGGAAGUGCUGGCUUUGAAGGUCCAAGUGAGCGACUUGCAGGAGCAGGUGACGGAGGUGGUGGUCCGAGGGCUGGAAGAGCGGUUUGUCACCUUGAGGGCAGAUGUGUCCAGGGAGGUCGCUUCAGUUCUUAGAGAGAACAAGGAGGAUCGAUCAGCUGCCUGGCGAAGACUUUCUGCUCUGGAGGCUUGGCCAGCAUCGCAAGCAGAGCUCAGCGCAGAAUUUCAUCGAGUUCGGCAAGAACACGCCGAGGAUCGAAUCCUCAUGGAGGUUCUGCGCCGUGAUGUGGAAGGAUUGGGAAGACAGGUGGUACAGCUUCGGAGAGACUUUUCCAUUGCUCAAGACCCUACAGCAGAGGCUACAGUGGUGGAAACGGGUGCUGCAUCUCGUGCGGGGUUGCUGGAAGGCCUCUUUGGCACGUCAGAGCCACCUGCCGUGCUCAUCACGGAGGAGGUGACUUCAGCUCCCAAGGCUGUGCGAAGCGCCGUGAAGCUGACUACGUCGAUGGCAAGUUCGCGCUCACCUCGAAGCAGUCGGAAGACCAGAAGCCCAGAACAAAGGCGCAGCCUUGAUGGGCAGGUGAGGCCUCGUUCUAACACUCCCGGGGAGAGGAACGACAGAGGUUCGACGAGGUCCACGGUGUCGGGUUUUCCAGCCGUGGUUGGCAACAAGUUGGAGUGGGCGCUGACUGCCAAGUCCCUUCAGGCCGCGAGAGAAGCUCCAGGGGUUGCCGGAGCUCUUCUGGUCACUGGUGAGAUGGAGGUCGCUGGAGUUUACUGCCGCUUGAAGUUCUUUCCCGAUGGGAGCCCCUUGCGCCAAGCGCCCGGAUUCUGCAGUCUUUAUCUAGUGUGUACCAUGCCGAAUGUCAAUGUCCGGUUCAGGCUCUUUGCAGGAGCGAAGUCUUCUCCGGUCUUGGAGGCAAACACUGCGCGAGGUGGCCGCGAUCAGGGAAGGCAUGACUUGUGUCAGCUGAAGGACGUUUUGGGCGAAGACGGUGGCAUUGUUGUCGGCGCCGAGAUACUAGAGGAUGACAUGCCUCCACUGGAGUACGUGGGUGCAAGCAGCCCUCUUGAGGUACCUCUGCGCGAGGGUGACAGAGUUGCGCUGAAAGGGUUAUCCAAGAAGGAGCUGAACGGCCAGAAAGGCACUUUGCAAAGUUUUGACCAAGCGAAGCAAGGCAGGCUGGCUGUGAAGCUGGACUCGGGGCAGUGCGUGUCUAUCAAGCCUGAGAAUUUGUCCAAGAUGGAAUCCUCAAGCAAUGGUAGUCAUGCUGAUGUGCGGCAAGAAGCUGCUGAUUCCGACAUGCCGCCUUUGGAGUAUGUAGGUGGCACUGCUGUCAAUGGCGUCUCGAGCAAGUGCCAUUCGCCGGACAACAAUACCACGCAAAGCGGUCGUCAAGAGGCUGAUGACGAGGACGACAUGCCUCCGUUAGAGUACGUGGGCAACACGCCAGCUGCAUCCAGCAGGUCUCCCGCAUUGAAGUCUGACGAGGAGGAUGACAUGCCUCCACUGGAGUAUGUUGGUGCAAGUGCCCCUGUUGAGGUACCUCUGCGCGAGGGUGACAGAGUUACGCUGCAAGGGUUGUCCAAGAAAGAGCUGAACGGCCAGAAAGGCACUUUGCAAAGUUUUGAGCAGUCAAAACAAGGCAGGCUGGCUGUGAAGCUGGACUCGGGGCAGUGCGUGUCUAUCAAGCCUGAGAAUUUGUCCAAGAUGGAAUCCUCAAGCAAUGGCAGUUUUGUUGAUGUGCGGCAAGAAGCUGCUGAUUCCGACAUGCCGCCUUUGGAGUAUGUAGGUGGCACUGCUGUCAAUGGCGUCUCGAGCAAGUGCCAUUCGCCGGACAACAAUACGAUGCAGAACGGUCUUCAAGAGGCUGAUGACGAGGACGACAUGCCUCCAUUAGAGUACGUGGGCAACACACCGGCUGCAUCCAGCAGGUCUCCCGCAUUGAAGCCUGACGAGGAGGAUGACAUGCCUCCACUGGAGUAUGUGGGUGCAAGUGCUCCUCUUAAGGUACCUCUGCGCGAGGGUGACAGAGUUACGCUGCAAGGGUUGUCCAAGAAAGAGCUGAACGGCCAGAAAGGCACUUUGCAAAGUUUUGAGCAGUCAAGACAAGGCAGGCUGGCUGUGAAGCUGGACUCGGGGCAGUGCGUGUCUAUCAAGCCUGAGAAUUUGUCCAAGAUGGAAUCCUCAAGCAAUGGCAGUUUUGUUGAUGUGCGGCAAGAAGCUGCUGAUUCCGACAUGCCGCCUUUGGAGUAUGUAGGUGGCACUGCUGUCAAUGGCGUCUCGAGCAAGUGCCAUUCGCCGGACAACAAUACCACGCAAAGCGGUCGUCAAGAGGCUGAUGACGAGGACGACAUGCCGCCGUUAGAGUACGUGGGCAACACGCCAGCUGCAUCCAGCAGGUCUCCCGCAUUGAAGUCUGACGAGGAGGAUGACAUGCCUCCACUGGAGUAUGUGGGUGCAAGUGCCCCUGUUGAGGUACCUCUGCGCGAGGGUGAAAGAGUUACGCUGCAAGGGUUGUCCAAGAAAGAGCUGAACGGCCAGAAAGGCACUUUGCAAAGUUUUGAGCAGUCAAGACAAGGCAGGCUGGCUGUGAAGCUAGAUUCAGGGGAGCGUGUGUCAAUCAAGCCGGAGAAUCUGUGCAAGUUGGACCCCGAAAGCAAUGGCAGUUUUGUUGAUGUGCGGCAAGAGGUUGCUGAUUCCGACAUGCCGCCUUUGGAGUAUGUAGGUGGCACUGCUGUCAAUGGCGUCUCGAGCAAGUGCCAUUCGCCGGACAACAAUACCACGCAAAGCGGUCGUCAAGAGGCUGAUGACGAGGACGACAUGCCUCCGUUAGAGUACGUGGGCAACACGCCCGCUGCAUCCAGCAGGUCUCCCGCAUUGAAGCCUGACGAGGAGGAUGACAUGCCUCCACUGGAGUAUGUGGGUGCAAGUGCCCCUGUUGAGGUACCUCUGCGCGAGGGUGACAGAGUUACGCUGCAAGGGUUGUCCAAGAAAGAGCUGAACGGCCAGAAAGGCACUUUGCAAAGUUUUGAGCAGUCAAGACAAGGCAGGCUGGCUGUGAAGCUAGAUUCAGGGGAGCGUGUUUCAAUCAAGCCCGAGAAUCUGCGCAAGUUGGACCCCGAAAGCAAUGGCAGUUCUGUUGAUGUGCGGCAAGAGGCUGCUGAUUCCGACAUGCCGCCUUUGGAGUAUGUAGGUUCUGCACCUCCGGCCAGAGGCUCAGCAAUCCCCGUUGGUCAGCGAGAGCAAGAGCAAGAAGAUGUUGAUGAUAUGCCGCCCUUGGAGUAUGUUGGGCAGGAUUUGUCGGCGGGAUUGUCGCUCCUAGAAGGCGAUAGGGUCCGACUCAAAGGGCUUUCCAAGGCUGGCUUGGAUGGACAAACAGGACAGCUCCAGAGCUUCGACCGAGCAACCAAAGGACGACUUCCUGUGAAGUUAGAUUCUGGUCAACUGCUGGCAGUGAAACCUGACAAUUUGGAGAAGCUGGCCUCAGAGAAUCGCGAGGGCCGAGUUGAAACUUGCAACAGUGCUUCGAGGAAGGAUGCCGGCGAGUCAAUGCUUUCAAAGGGCCGGAAGACUGUCGCGAGCAUCGGGAAGUCCGCAGACGGCAGCACGUCUCCCGACAUGGUGGUGCAAGACGAGGAGCUGCCUCCGCUGGAGCCCGCGGAGGGCUCCUCAACUUGCUGCUUGGAAGCGUUCAGACACCUGCUGAAACUUGUGAAGAGUGCCGAGGCUAGAAGGAGACGUGAGACGCGACUGCACCAAGGUUCCAUGCAGACCACGGGCGUGGAGAGUCCGAAUGGAAAGCAGCUCGGCAGCUCCAGGCAGGUCCGGAGUGCUGGUGCCAUGCCUCCAUUGCAGACCCUUGGCCAGGUUGAUGUGCAGCAACGUCGGCAUGAAGUCCAAGAACCACCUGGGAGUUUACCAGAAGAGAAUAACGGGCACCGGCGUGAGUUGGAUCAGAAGGAGGAGCUGCAGGUGCUUCGACGAGAAGUCCAGGACUUGCGCUCGAGCCACAUUCCGUCACUUUUUCAACAGUGCAUGAAGGCAAUGCAGGACGAGUUGACUGCCGUGCGUGGAGAGAUGAAGAGGCUUGGCGAAACCCUGGAAGCAGUCCAAGCAACACGUGCUGUUGUCAGAGAGAACUCUGAGAAGACAGAGGUGCUGGCAUUGAAAGCACAAGUCAGCGAGUUGCAGGAGCAGGUGAGGAUCAUGAAGGAGACCUUGGACACGAAAGGCAUCAAGAAUCUGCCAUAG
Molecule: messenger RNA, 5172 nt
Organism: Symbiodinium sp. CCMP2456
Lineage: Eukaryota; Dinophyceae; Suessiales; Symbiodiniaceae
Source: the annotation of a GenBank genome assembly